This is a messenger RNA of Copidosoma floridanum, 2049 nucleotides long. RefSeq lists its product as uncharacterized. Lineage: Eukaryota; Metazoa; Arthropoda; Insecta; Hymenoptera; Encyrtidae. The record is from RefSeq and is a predicted model, not a curated record.
AUGUAUGACGUCAUUGCCAAAGUAUGUAAGCCACAUAAGCCAGGUGCUAAAAGUUACGACGAAAUUAUUGAACUGGUAAAGAAACAUUUGAAGCCACAAGCAUCUCAUCUGGUAAACUGCUCCAAUUUCCGCCAACGAGUGCAAAAAGAUAACACAAGUAUAAGUGAUUACGUGGCUGAGUUAAAAGAUUUAGCGAAUGAUUGCAAAUUCGAUAAUUUGGAAGAUCAAGUAUUAGAUCAAUUAAUAAGUGGUUUGAAGAAUAAAAGUGUAGUAGCCGAGCUGCUAAAAAUAGAUGAACCAACACUUAAAGUAGCUCUAAAAAAAUCAUUAGCCACAGACGCAGCAAACAAAGGAGCCGAAAAAUUGCAAGAAGCCAGCAAGGCGGAUUCGGGCGAGGCAGAGAUAACAGACAGUAUCGAGGCGGGAGUAGAGAACAAGGACAGCAAUAUCAACAUCAGAGCGGACAAACAUCAUCAGGAGCAAUGCAGAGGCCUGCGUCGAAACCAGCUACACAUCCAGGGUAUACGACGGAUUGCUAUUGUUGUGGCUGAUAUCACUUUGAUGAAUCACGAUGAGUCUCUGUACGAAUCCGUAGGUAUGCUAAAGCGCGUUAAAGAAGAAGCAAACGGCAAUACAAUUUGGACUGAUGUUUACGUUACUAAAUCAAAAGGCCCAGCUAUCAUAGCAUUGAAAAAGGAUGUAGAAAAUGAAAUAGAUAGAUUAGUUGGACAAUUAGUUCCGGUGGAUAAUAGCGAGUGGGCUACGCCUAUCGUACCCAUUUUGAAACCAAAUGGCAAAUUACGAAUGUGCGCGGACUUUAAAGUAACCGUAAAUCCCCAACUAGUAACUAUGCGAUAUCCAGCACCUAACUUUGAUCAUGCCAUUGCUAAAUUGCAAGGUAGGGCUAAAUAUACAAAAAUUGAUUGUGCAGACGCAUAUUUGCAGGUACCGGUCGACGAAGAAUCGCAAAAAUUGUUAACAAUCAACACACAUAAAGGCCUGUACCGUUAUAAAUAUUUAGUUUUUGGCAUUAGCUCAGCCCCAGGUAUUUUUCAAAAAUUUAUGGAAGAAGCAAUAAAAAAUAUACCUAAAGCAGCGAUAGUAGCAGACUAUAUAGUAGUCACCGGCGAUACGCCGAAAGAACACUUAGAAAUUCUUGAUAGAGUAUUAACGAUUUUAACAAAAUGCGGUCUUAAAGCUCCCACGGAAAAAUGUGAUUUCUAUAAAGAUAAAGUAACGUAUCUGGGAAACGAAAUUAGUCAAAAAAGAAUUGGAAUCGAUUCAAAGAUAUAUCAAGCUAUUGUCGAAAUGAAGACACCUACAUGUAAAAAAGACGUACAAUUAUUACUAGGAAAAAUUAACUAUUACAAGAGAUUAUUCAAAAAACGUGCAGAAAUUUUAGCGCCAUUAUACGACUGCAAUUAUAACGAUGAAUUUGUUUGGAAUGAAGAAUGUAAAAUAGCUUUUGAACAAGUUAAACUGGCAUUGAAACAAAGUGUUGUAAAUUACGACCCGAAUUUACCACUCAUAUUAACCUGCAACGCGUCACCACAAGGUCUAGCAGCUUUCAUCAGUCAACCAUAUAGCGAUGAUAUAAGCGACAUUGUCACUGCCAAGCAAGAAAUGCAAAUUAAAAAUUAUAUUGGUAACAGAACUGAUAAAUUUAACGUUAGUGACAUAAUAAUAGCGAGAGAUUUUCGUAAAUACCACGAUAAAAUGUCGGAAGCAGAAAUUGUAAAAGUUUUAUCACCACAUAACUAUUCAAUAAAGUUCAAAGAGGGGGAAGGUGUGCAUAAGCGUCAUGGUAAUCAGUUAAGGGCUUGGGGCGAACAAAAAUUACAAGAAAAUGUAAAAGUGGUGAUCGACAAAAGCUCGACUGAAAACUGCGACUUGAGCAACGAGCAAAACCCUUUAUAUGUACGACGUUCAACGCGUCAGUCUAAAGCUGUUCAACGUUACUGCGCUAACGUUAGAUCUAUAAAGUUCCAGAUAAAGGCUUCUUGGUUUGAUUAUCUUGUUUUGCAAAAAGUUGGUACUCAGAGCUCAUAA